AUGUCUCAGAAAUGGGCUCAGAUAGUUGCCCGCCACGAUCCAUUUGUGAUUGAAAUGGUCGGCACUCUGGCUGUUCAAGUUGUCUUCUGGUGGAUACCAUCGGCUUUGUUUGUUCUUCUCGACUAUCUUGCCCCAUCCUUCGCAGCCAAACACAAGAUCCAACCUGCUCCAAAGCAGCCCAGUUACUCUGAAAUCAUGGAUGCAAUCGUCAUAUCUUUGAGAAAUCAAGCUAUUGUGCUCGCGCUUCAGCUUUCCUUGGCUGCUCUUGCGAACCUACAAAAUCAGCCGUCCCCUUUUCAGAUCACAGCACCAAUACCAUCUGCAAAGGCUUUUGUCUUCGAUUUUACAAUCUGUCUGGUAGCUCGGGAGAUCCUGUUCUACUAUUCCCACCGGCUCUUCCAUGUUCCUUAUCUAUACCGUCGCAUCCACAAGAUCCACCACAAAUUUAAAGCACCUGUUUCCUUCGCAUCACAGUAUGCGCAUCCCGUCGAGCACAUUGUCGCCAACACUAUCCCAAUAGUCCUACCGCCUAUUAUUCUGCGCACUCACAUAUUAACAAUGUGGGCGUUCGUUGCUUGGCAACUCGUUGAGACAGCUACGGUUCAUAGCGGAUAUGACUUCUUUGGAGGUGCAGCAUAUCGUCAUGACCGCCAUCACGAACGAUUCGAUGUUCACUUUGGAGGUAUGCCGUGGUUAGACUGGUUUCAUGGGACUGAUGGGCGAGAGCGGCUAGCGAAAAAGAAAUCUUAA
Fusarium sp. VM40 is the source of this 750-nucleotide messenger RNA. The record is from the annotation of a GenBank genome assembly. Lineage: Eukaryota; Fungi; Ascomycota; Sordariomycetes; Hypocreales; Nectriaceae.